GGAAUCCUUACGCUCUGGCAUGGUGCCUGUGCUCCUCCUCCUCCUGGGCGUGAUGCUGGGCUGCAGCACAGCCUGCUCACUGGACAGGGGUGCAUCUUGGAGCCUGCGCCUGCAGCGCGGGGAAUCCGUCAGGUUGUUAGGGCAGCUGAAAAGCCUGCCGGGCCACCAGUGCCUGCGGGACAGAAUGGAUUUCAGAUGUCCCUGGAAGCAAGGGCGGAUCAGCCAAGGGGAGCAGAAAGAAGAAGAUGCCACCUGUUGCCACUCCGAGAUGCUCAGGCAGCUCCUCCAGCUCUUCGCGACAGAGGCCAGCAGAGAUGCCUGGGCAGAGAGGCCGCUUGGGCAACUUGUCACUAGUCUGUUGAGUGGCCUGGAAGCGCUGGAGGGGAGAGCAGCGGAGCCAAGCCCAUCCUGUGCACCUCCUUUGGCCAUGGCCAUCCGCACCUACUUUUGGGGGAUCUCCCGCUAUCUCCAGGCAAAGGGAUACAGCCCUUGCUCCUGGGAGAUCAUCAGAGCGGAAAUGCAAGUGGCCCUUAGGACAUUCCCAGUGCCUGCAGAGAGAAGCCCCAAGAAGAGAAGAAGGUCCAUGGAGGAAUCCCCGCCGCUCAGGUGACAGCAUGCUCAGGGCCUCAAGUCGGAACACACACACACACACACACACACAGUCGCCUCCGGGACUUCAUGAAAGGCGUCCGAAUGGAAAACGAGGGCACGAGCAUCCAUUUCUUUGAAGCAUCCCAUCGUCCAUCACGCUCUACCAAUGGGAGACUUGAAGGGCCGGGUGUGUCAUAUCACAUCUGUUUCCUAAUAAAGCUAUGAUUCCAAA
Molecule: messenger RNA, 823 nt
Organism: Peromyscus leucopus (white-footed mouse)
Lineage: Eukaryota; Metazoa; Chordata; Mammalia; Rodentia; Cricetidae
Product: interferon alpha-3-like
Exons: 1
Coding region: 20-610 (196 amino acids)
Biological process (GO): T cell activation involved in immune response; B cell differentiation; cytokine-mediated signaling pathway
Cellular component (GO): extracellular region
Molecular function (GO): cytokine activity; type I interferon receptor binding
Source: RefSeq, a predicted model, not a curated record